CUUUUGGCUGCGAAAAGUACGAGCGAAAUGACCUCAGAAAGCAAAAUGAUUCUGCUUUUCCUUAUCGGUUGUGUGAUCAUGCAGACAAUCAACGCCCUGCCAUUCGAUAGAUUUAGCCGGGAGGAUGAUGAACGGCUCAACGAGAUCAGCGGAGAGUGGUUCAAAAAGCCCAUCCUCAGGUUGGAUCGUCUUUUUAACAGCGGUGAAUCGCCGGCGGGAAGUCGGAAAGAGGUGGCCAGACCCAGUAGAAGCGAUAAGGGUGAAACCACGGAAAGCUCCAAGCACGCCCACUCCAUGAUCACCUCCAUGCUCGGCUUUGUCAGCAGUGUCAUCAACCUUGGCAGAUCCUUGGUAAGGGAUCAGUAAAACGUAGUCUAUUACUGCUGGACAUAGAGUUUACAAGACAAGUCUCGUGAUUUCGUUUGCCAAAUGUUGUAGUUGUAAAUAAAGUUAAAAGAUCUAGUAAUAAA
Drosophila elegans is the source of this 470-nucleotide messenger RNA. RefSeq lists its product as uncharacterized. The record is from RefSeq and is a predicted model, not a curated record. The transcript has 2 exons. Lineage: Eukaryota; Metazoa; Arthropoda; Insecta; Diptera; Drosophilidae. Bases 28 to 366 code for a protein of 112 amino acids.